This is a messenger RNA of Petromyzon marinus (sea lamprey), 5438 nucleotides long. RefSeq lists its product as uncharacterized. The record is from RefSeq and is a predicted model, not a curated record. Gene Ontology annotation, molecular function: GTPase activator activity. Gene Ontology annotation, biological process: signal transduction. Lineage: Eukaryota; Metazoa; Chordata; Hyperoartia; Petromyzontiformes; Petromyzontidae.
UUCAUCACUAGUAUCGAGACGGCUAAAUCGCCCUGUGCAUUUUUACACAGGGUUAUUAAAGGGUGAUUUAAAGGCAGGCGAGUGGCCUAUAAUUCUCCAAAUGUGUCUUUUGUUGCACAGUUUGCACGUUGAUGUGUGGUGCGCGCUCGUUUUCCCUUUUUUUUUAGUUUUUAUAAAUCCUGUGGCUCUUGGGGGCGGUUAGAAGGCGGUUUUACAGAGAGGCGUUGUACCCUGCCGAUAACCAGCCGCGCACAAGGAAGUCACGUUCCUGCAGGCCCCGACAGAAAAGCAAUCGUGGAACGUUUGUCCGACGCUUCCACAUCUGCGCGUGCCCGCCGUCGCUUUGAGACGUUCUGGGAGCCGUUUGCCGACAUGUGUCGCUCCUCGCGUUGACCGCUGUUUUUGCCUCACUGGAUUUCUUCUCGAUCGAUCGAACGAGAGUUGCCUCCGUUACUAUGAGCGACGGCGUCCUGUCGCCGAGCUCGCCGCUCCAGCUGGGCCCAUGGAGGCUUGGGGAGGCCGAGACCACGGCCUCGCCUAGCAGCCCUCUUCCCAACAGCGUGAAGCCGCGCUGGACGGACCUCCUGGCGCCGGUGCAGCCAGGGGUGGACGGAGUGCAGCUCGUCAGUCACGUGACGCUGCACGUGGGCCUGCAGUCCCAGGAGCGGUGCCUCAUCCUCCUCCCCAGCACCUUGAUCGUCGCAAAAUACAAGUCGGGCGGCGUGAAGCCCAAGACGGCCGUGCGUCUCUGCGAGAUGUGGACGGCCUCCUGCCUGGGCGACGUGUGCGAGGCCCCGGUGCCACUGCUCUCCUCCUUCGUCGUGGGGUGGCCCACGACCAACCACGUCGUCACCUUCAGGUCUGAAGAGGACAGAGACAUAUGGUUCGCCGAGCUCAACAGGAGAAUUGAAGUGGAGAAAGCCAAAGAGGAGCCGAAAUCCAUCCCGCUGAAGAUACUGGUGCAGGACAUCCCGACGCCGGCUUUUGCUAAGACCCUGUGCGUUGGCAACACGGAUACAGCACAGGAGGUGAUCGCCAUGGCCCUCAAGCAGUUCUCGAUCACGGGCCAAUCCAGUGACUUCAAGCUGUGGGUUUACUCUGGCAAAGAGGGGACGCCUUAUCCACUCAUAGGGCACGAGCAGCCGUACAGCGUGCGCAUGCGGCACGUCCGCGACGCCGUCCAGUGCCUGGGUUCGGACGUCCGCGUGGGCGGCAGCUCCUUCCCCGUGGACGCUCGCUUCCCGGACGAGAGCCUGCCCCCCGACCUCCGCUGCCACUUCGUGCUCCGGGCCACGCAGCGGCGGCCGUCGCAGCCGCCGCCGCCGCCGCCAGCCGCGACCUCCGUUCGAGACGAGGCCGUCGACUCGAGUGGCGGCAAGCUGAGGAGGAAGCGGUCGCUGAUGUCGUGGACGCUGCGACGGAGCUCCUCGCGCUCCGACUCGGACGCCCCCCUCUCGCCCCUCUCCCCCGCCACCCCCUCCGCCGGCGGCGUCUUCGGGGUUCCCUUGUCCCUGCUGUGCCCGGAUGGGGCGCCCCCCAGAUCCAUCAUGGCCUUGCUGUCGACAAUAUUCCGGGAGGGCCCCUUCACCCGGGGGAUUUUCCGGAAGUCGGCGAACAUGCGGCACUGCCGGACGCUGAGGGAGAGGCUGGCCUCGGGGGAGCACGUGGAUUGGACGCAAGAGACGCCGCACGUCGCUGCGGCUGUCUUCACGGACUUCCUGCGAAAUCUGCCCGGGAGUCUCCUCUGCUCGGAGCUGUACCACGGGUGGCUCGAGGGCAUUUCAGAGGAGCACCCUCAGGAGAGACUGAACAGCGUACAAAGGCUGCUGCGCCGCGUGCCGCCGUGCCACCGCCUCCUGCUGCGAGCGCUGCUCUGCGUGCUGCACCACGUCGCGGCGCUGUCACGGCACAAUCACAUGACGGCGGCGAACCUGGCGCGGUGCGUCGCGCCCAGCCUGCUGUGGCCGAGCCGCGGGGGGGAGCAGCAGCAGCAGCAGCAGCAGCGCAGCGACACGCUGCAGGUGGUGGAGCUGGUGGAGUUCCUGAUCUGCCACUGCCAGGAGUUGCUCGGAGAGGACGUGACGACAAUCUUCGGUCCUUUGCCCGAGCCGAGCCAAACGGACGCCGACAAUUCCGACUCGUCAGACGCCUCCUCGCCGAUGCGCCGGCGCGGCUCGUCGUGCGACGGAACGCCCGCGGGCCUUCACGACGACGACGGCCGCGGCGACGACGACUCCCAGCUGCUGUCCGAGUGCCUGCGGGCGCUCAGCUUCAGUCGCACGGCGCAGGCCCUCUUCCCCGACAUGCUCUGCCACCUCGGCGUCAACCGGCGGCCGAACGCCGGCGGCUCGCGGCUCGACGCCUCCCCGGUCGGCGGCGGCGACGACGGCAACGACGGCGGCGACGAUGGCGACGACGGCGGCGUUUGUGGCCGGAGCCUCGAAAACCCUGAGGGCGGCGACAGCCCCGAGAAGAGGGGGCGCCGGCGCGUCGUCGGCAACGACCGCAACGGCAACGUGGAGUACGGCGACGACGACGACGACGACGACGUGUUUCGCGCCAACGGCUUCGGGAAACGUCCCCCGGCGAGAGCGGACAGCCCCACCCCCGCGAGCCAGGAGGCGAGGAGCCGCGUGCCGUUGUCCAGGCCGGCGUCGCUGAGGCUGAGCUUCCCCUCCUACGGGCCGGGCUCGUCCUCCAACCUGUCGACGGGCGGAAUGUCGACGUCCUCGCAGAGCUCGGCGGAGAGCCUCCGCUCCCUCUCGACGUCUCCCGACUCGCUGUCCGCAGCCGAAGCUCGCCGAGCCGGCGCUCGGCGGUCGGACGCGGGGUCGCGGCGCCGCCGCCGCCGCCGAGCCGCUGAAGCGCUCGCUGUCCGCCAGCGGCCCCGGGCUCAACCUGUCCUUCGACUCCGCGUCGACGUUCUACCGAACGGAGAAGGCGGCCGCGUGGCCCGUGACGAGCGAAAUGCGGAGGCGGCUGUUGAAGUCGUCGCAGAGCCUGAGCCCGGGGCCACACGAGCCCACGCGGUCGGCGAUCUUUUACCGGAACCGCUGCACCCCGCCCCCCUCCUGCUCCUCCUCCCGCUCCGUCGAUUCGCUGCACUCCAACGACCUCGCCGCCGAUCGCCCCCGCUCAGGAGCGAGCGUCGCCGGAGGGACCUUCUCGGCGGCGGCCGCCGCCGCGGAGAGACGGCACGCGUGGUCCGCGGGGACCCUGAACUCUCCCGAGCGGCGGAGGGCUCCCCGGCAGGGUGGCUCGAUGCAGGGCACGGUGGAGUCGCUGCUCAGCCCGCUGGUGAACCGCUCCUGGUUCCGCACGGGCUCUUACACGCUCAAGAGGAUGCCGAGCGGAGACGGGCGGCGGGGCACGGCGGUGCCGCGACGGGGGGAGGAGUCGCCGCUCUUCAGGCGCGGCUGCGGGAUCCUGGAGGCCGGAGCGGCCGGUCGCGACCGCGGUGGCAGCGCCGGGACGCCCCCCCUCCCCUCGCCCUCGGACUCCCCCCGCAGGGGGGCCGCCCGUGGAUUUGCCCCAGAAGGGUUGUUCUUUAGUGGACAGCGCUCGCCUGACGAGCAGCUGGACGCUCGUCUCCCGGCGGGCGGCGGCGGUGGCGGCGGUGGCAGCGGCCGUGGCUGCUGUGCUCGCUGUCAGGACGGCGGAUUGGCGGCCUGCCGCGGGUCGCCCGCGUGCGCCGGUUGUGGCGAAACGUGGACGGACGGCCCGGGCGGCGGUGCAGUGGAGCGCCACGAUUUGGAACGCAGAGCUUAACCCCCCCCCACCGCCGCAGGUGCAUUGAGCAUGUGGCGCAUACCUGGGCGUGUAUACACACACACGUGUGUUCUCACACGUGUGUGUGUAUACACGUGUGAGAACACACGUCCAGUGAAAGGUGAAUGUGCAGCCCUGCAGUGUCUUGCUCAGGCCACUGCUGGCUCAAAGGCCUCCACUUGAGGCAGCUCUGAAGAGCCGUCUAGAAGGUAUUUGGGGCUGAUCUAUCGCUCUGGCCAGACUUCUCAGUCGAGGCGGGAGUACCCACAGUUCUCGCCACCUGCGGAUCGACUGCGGCGUACCUGUUUCAUGCCGCAGAACUACACACGGUGACGCGUAUGCUUGUGUGGUUUUUCAAGAGUGACACGGCACAAGGCGCAGCUUGUUUGCGAGUAAGAGAGGACCCGUGCCCUCGCUUGUGCCUCCCAAGCCAAAGCAGAUCGUUGGCGCGCUCGGCAUCGGCGCCUUCCUUGGAGCGCAGCGCUAAACUGAGCGCAGUCUCGAUUUAAAGCUUCCGUGACUGCAGGGAUUCAUCUCCUUGGUUCUUUCGGUAAAGUCACGCAGAAGGGAAAUAAUAAAAAGAAAGCAUAAAUGAAUUUAUUAUUGUGCUUUGUUUGCAUUAAUUUAUUAAUAAUAAAAUAACAAAAAUAAAACGUGAUAAAAUAAAUUUAUUACGUUUUAUUUAUAUCACUUUAUUAUUUCCCGUCUACGUGACUUUACCGAAAGAACCAAGCAGAUGAGCGCGGUCUAUUCCGCAGACGUGUGUCGUUUCAAAGAGACGGAGCGAUGUUGCUCAGUGACUUUACCAAAUGCGGUAAUUUGUGAGGGUUUUUUUUCUCUCCCAAAUCUGGCAAAUUUGGGCUGUGACAGCAGCGUACAUGGUCUACGCGCACGUACCUCUGAGUGAAAAUUACUCGCUGGGGGCCGAUGUGCCGCUGUCUUUGCAAGAUCCUAGCCGUUUGAAUUUAACAAUUUGGCGGCAUUGUACAUUUUUGUUCGGAUUUAUGAACCAUUGUAUUUUCAUUGCAAGCUUAGCCUGAAUCCAGUAUCGCUGUUCUAAGUGUUUGUAAUUAUUUUUUUCUUUAUUUAAAAAAAAUAGCGCAAGUAUCUUCAAAACGUCGUGCGAGACCCAAGCAUCGCACCUCCUGGCUUUGACAUUUCUCCUCGAAGACACUGGCGGAACCAUCAACCGCAUCACAACGUCAACAGGCUGAUGCACACAACUCCUUCAUGAAUGGAAGAUUGAAGACAAGCCACAGCAGUGCGGCUGUGGCCACGCAACCCAAACUGUGGACCAAGUCGUAAGCCCACUGGAGUCUGCGCUCCUCCAGCGGAGGAGGAGGAGCAGCAAAACUACACAAACUCUCUCCUGAAGCCCUCUCACUGCUGGCAGACCUCAACAUUGGCAUUUAGCUCCUGAACAGAUUGCCAAAUGCAAGAAGAAAAUAACAAUUUAUCGGAGGCACGUAACAACAGUCUUAAAAACUUAAGGCGAAUGUCAUGUCAAGUUAAUUAAUGUCUUGGAAUAAAAAAAAUGGAAAUGACCAUAUUUCAGUUAUUUUGUAAUUGCUACAGCUGCGCUUGACGAUUUAAAUGUAAAAUUUUGAUUUAAAGCUUUCGUGACUGCAGUAAAUUCAUAUUCUUAGCUCUUUCGGUAAAGUCACGUUGAA